Messenger RNA from Armigeres subalbatus, 1399 nucleotides. RefSeq names its product probable serine/threonine-protein kinase kinX. The record is from RefSeq and is a predicted model, not a curated record. NCBI's taxonomy places the organism in Eukaryota, Metazoa, Arthropoda, Insecta, Diptera, Culicidae. The transcript has 2 exons. The coding region runs from base 145 to 1293 and encodes 382 amino acids.
UGCUGUCGAGGGUAUGAUGAAAAUGGUUUUUUGGCGGAAUGCCGGUUGCCGUCAUAUAAAUUGAUUGUAUUGAUCCUCGCCACUGGGCAUUCGCUUGCGAUCGUUCAUCGGGUUUGGCACAGUGUCACAGAAGGGGGUAUAACAAUGAAGUUAUUCUUAGUGCUGUCGAUGGUGUUGGCCAUAGCGUUUGGAGCGGCCGUCGAAAAACCAGUGAGGGAAGUGGAUACAGAAAAGGAAGCUGCGGAAGCAACGAGGAAAAAAGUGCAAGAAAAACGAGGACUUUUCGACUUUGGAUAUGGAAGUAUGCCUGAGCUGCAUGGUGGGUUCAAGCCUUCAUUCGGAUAUGAUAUUAGUGCGCCACACGAAUAUGAAGUAAGAGAAGACCAUCAUACUUACAUCACUAAGAACAUUCCCGUUCCUUAUCCGGUGGAGGUGGAAAAGCAUGUGAUUGUGGAAAAGAAGGUUCCAGUUCAUAUUGACCGCCCCGUCCCUUACCCCGUCACAAUCGAGAAAAAGGUUCCGUACAUAGUGGAAAAGCAUAUCAAGGUUCACGUUGACCGUCCAGUUCCGUAUCCAGUGAAAGUACCUUAUCCAGUUGAAGUCGAGAAGAAAGUUCCCGUUUACAUAGAGAAGAAGGUGCACGUUGACCGCCCAGUUCCAUAUCCAGUCCACGUAGAAAAGAAGGUUCCAGUUUACGUAGAAAAGAAGGUUCCUUUCGUAGUCGAGAAGAAAGUUCCGGUUCCGUACGAAGUGAAGGUCCCGGUAGUUCAGAAAGUCGAAGUAGAAGUUCCUAAGCCGUACCCAGUUCAUGUCCCAAAGCCAUAUCCGGUUUACAUCGAGAAGGAAGUCAUCAAGCAUGUCGAUCGGCCUGUCCACGUAGAAGUUGAGAAGAAGGUUCCAGUUCAUGUUGUACAGAAAGUUGAAGUUCCUCAGCCGUACCCUGUCUACAUCGAGAAGCCCGUUUACAUCGAAAAGCAAAGCAGUCAUGACAGUGAGGAACAACAUCAAGUAGCGCAUUCUCAUGAAGACUAUAUUGAGCAGCCUAUUGAAGUCAUCGAAGAACAUCAACACGUGGAAGAUGGUGAGCACCACAUAGAAGAACGUCAUGACCAAGGAGAACAACAAGAGCAAGAACAAGAACCUCAGGAACAUGCCCAGCAGGAGUACGCUGAAUCAUCCAGUAAAGAGGUCAAGAGCGCAGAACCAGCAGACAAAUCUACCGAUUCCACAGAUUCAAAUAAUCAAGAACAGCACCACCAUAUGCCACCAAAUCAUCCAAACAGUGGCCAAUAGUUAAUUUGGAACAGUUUGAACCCUAAGUUAUCUCUAGUCUACCAGUUGCAAAACAGCAAUCUUACAAAUCAACCGAAAAAAUAAAUUAAAAUUAAUACAAAAACCA